ACUUCUUCCAGUCUCUCUUGCUCACAGAGAGAGAGAGAGAGAGAGAGAUCCAUGGUCUUAGAGACGCAUAAGGUACGUGAAUUUAAUGGAAGUUUUCUAUGACUGGGUUCAGAUCGUUUAGAACAACGAUUCAGCAUGCAUUCAGAUAUGUUGAAAUAUGCAUCUAUCUUUGGUUGGUGCUGCGUAUAUAUUAUAUUAGAUUUUUUUCAUCUGUGAGUUAUUUGGAAUCUGUGCUUGAACAGCGUCCUGUUGACCACUGAGGAGUGCCUGAACUGCUCAUAUCAAGUAUAAUUUGAUCCAAAACAUUUAAUUUUCACAGCUCAUUUGGAUUCUUAUCGUGCUGUAUUUUCCUUGGUGCGUUUUGGAAAUGAUUUGGAGGUAAAGAGGGAGUAGAAAAUCGAGGAAUUUGGAAUUGAUUUAUGGUGAUGAUUUGCCUAUGGAACCCAGAUCUCCUUCAAAAUUUAAGCCAUCAUUCAUGGGGUUUUUUCAAUAUAGACGAGUCUUGAAAAUUAGCAUUAUCUUCAUUCUAGUUGUGCUAUUACUGGUUGGGGUUUAUCAUGCCUUUGAUAUCGGUGGGGUGGGCAAGGUGCUAAGAAAGUCAUACUUUAGUGUGGUUAUAGACUGUGGAAGCACGGGGACGAGAGUGAACGCGUAUGAGUGGACGAUGAAGGAUGAAAGUGACUGGGACCUGCCUGUGUUGGUUCAUGAGUAUCCUGGUAAUUCAACAGAGACCCCUCUUUGGAAGAGUGGUUGUCAGUACCACUGCAUGCAGACAGAGCCUGGCUUAGAUAAAUUUGUCGGCAAUCUUUCCGGAGUGAGAGCAUCUUUGGAGCCAUUGAUUCUAUUGGCAGAACAAUGGGUGCCAGAGGGAAGGCAUGGAGACACUCCCAUUUUUGUUCUAGCUACUGCUGGUUUAAGGAGGUUGCCAAUUGAAGAUGCUAAGUGGAUUUUGGAGGCUGUGGAGGCUAUUGUAAAGGAACACAAGUUUGUCAACAGGAAAAGUUGGAUAAGGGUGUUGAAUGGGAAGGAAGAAGCUUACUAUGGCUGGGUUGCUCUGAACUAUAAAAUGGGAAUGCUUGGAAAUUCCUCAAGGUUGCCGACUUUGGGACUGCUUGAUUUGGGAGGUUCGUCAUUGCAGGUGGUGGUGGAAGUGGAUGAGCCAAUGGAAGAUGAGCAAUAUGUGAGAUCAAAGAUUGGUCUGGUUGAGCAUAAGAUCCUGGCAUACUCAUUCCCAGCGUUUGGUCUAAAUAAGGCAUUUGAUAGGACAGUUAUUAUGCUCAGUCAAGUGCAAUCCCUCAGAAGAAGUGCUAGUGGUAGAUUUGAGCUGAGGCAUCCUUGUCUUAGUUCUGGGUUUGUGCAGAACCAUAAUUGCUCUGAUUGCAUUAGACUAAAUUCUACCAGUUGGCCGAAUACAGGUGGUAAGUUGUGGGAUAAUGAAUCAGCUUCAAUAGAUCUUGUUGGAGAUCCAGACUGGAAGCAAUGCCAUGGACUGGCAAGGGCUGCUGCCUCUAAUUCAAGUAGUUCAGAUUGGUCAUCACUAACAGGCACUAGUAUACUUAAUUUGACUGCAGUUUCCCACUUGGCUACACAAUUUCAUGCGUUAUCUGGGUUCUUUGCUGUGUACAGCGAGUUAAACUUGAGUCUAAGAGCAAAUUUGACAGAUAUUUUGGGGAGAGGCCAGCAGUUAUGUUUAAGGUCAUGGGCUGACAAAAGCGUUUCUAGAAACCAAAUUUAUGCUGAACAGUAUUGUUUUCGGGUGCCCUACGUGGUUUCUCUCAUUGAUGAUGCCCUCAGCAUAGGCAAUGCAGAGAUAAUUUUUGGUCCUGCAGACAUUUCCUGGACAUUAGGAGCUGCAUUGGUUGAAAGGGAAUACUUAGCAAGUACCACCAAAAUUGAUACUGGCAUUUUAUCACCAAAAAUUAAAAAGGUCAUAUUUUCACCCAUUUUGAUAUUUGUUUUACUUCUAUGCCUUCUGUUUUUCGUUUACUAUAGUCAAAUCAAGCUUCCUAUGCUGGGCAAGAAGCAAUCGGCUGUUCGUGUUGGAGCAUCUUUGCCAUCUUACAUUUAUCCAAAGCAAUGUCCAAACUAAGAUCAGCUGCACAUAUAGAAGUGGUGGUCUGGCAUAUGGUGGAAAGGGUCAACAAGAUCAUGCAUCCAACAGUAGGCGUCUAGGCAAGCUUCAUAGCACAACCUUGAAAAUUUUACAAGAUCAUGGAAAGGAUCAAGAAGACCAGUAAGGACAUUGAGGAGGCAGCUAUUAGACAAAGGAGGAGCCUGAGGACAUCCCAUGCCUCAAGGCUCCUACAGCAUUAGCAACAAGGCACAAGUGCUCAUGAGAUUACAAGAACAUGCAUUUUUUGAAUUAAGACGGCAUGUCAAUCUCUCAACAUGAACGAGGAGAAUCAUGUCCGCAGCAUCUGCACAG
Messenger RNA from Malania oleifera, 2425 nucleotides. Its product is annotated as probable apyrase 7. Gene Ontology annotation, biological process: nucleoside diphosphate catabolic process. The transcript has 3 exons. NCBI's taxonomy places the organism in Eukaryota, Viridiplantae, Streptophyta, Magnoliopsida, Santalales, Ximeniaceae. Gene Ontology annotation, molecular function: nucleoside diphosphate phosphatase activity. Bases 437 to 2089 code for a protein of 550 amino acids. Gene Ontology annotation, cellular component: membrane. The record is from RefSeq and is a predicted model, not a curated record.